AUGACCACCUCUUGUAAUGACACGACAUGUCUGGUAACAGGUCUUUAUGGUGACGAUGGCGUACUGCCGGUGCGAGCCUUUGCACAGUUGGAUAAGAGGGGGUCGACAGCACUGGUGGACGCCUUCAGACAAGUGCCGUCUCUCGUAUGGUUGGGCCCAACCAUUGGCCUGUCAUUGACCUCAGCUCUGGAGGUGAUAGCGUUGAUGGGAAUUGUUGUCUCAUUCCUCCAGUUGGUGCUGAAGUCGUUCCGUGACUUUUGGUGGUAUUCCCUGUCGCUUGUGCUCUACUUCUCUAUAUAUCAGGUGGGCCAGACGUUUAUGUGGUUCCAAUGGGACACUCUCUUGCUGGAGGUCGGCCUACUCACUGCCCUCACAGCCCCGUUAAGGCUACCAUUCCUGGUGGAGUCGGGUCCACACACUGGACUCACCUUUUGGUUGGUCCGGUGGCUACUGUUCCGACUGAUGUUCGCGUCGGGUGUGGUUAAGCUGACCAGUGGUUGUCCCACGUGGUGGGGGCUCACGGCACUGGACAUACACUUUGAGUCUCAAUGCAUUCCCACUCCUAUCGCGUGGUUUGUCCACCACUUCCCCUCCCCUUUACUCAAGUUAUCAGUUGUCAUGACUUAUGUCAUCGAAAUAGUGGUUCCUUUUCUGUUCUUCAUCCCAAUCAAGAAUCUAAGAAUUUUUGCGUUUGUAAUGCAAGUGAUCUUUCAAUUGGCAAUCAUUUUGACCGGAAAUUACAAUUUCUUCAAUAUCUUGACUACUGUUCUCUGCCUUUCAAUACUAAACGACUCGCACCUCAAGAGUCACUCGAGUACUGCGUCCAACACUGAACUAAAGCCCAAGUUUUUAAUGCCUAAACUGAUGACAAAAGUGAUCACUUAUUUCAUAUACUUCUCACUGAUCUAUUGGACCAUUCAUUUGUUUAACAUUAACUGGAACGCCGGCACCCUAUCUAUAAGCGUAAACUUCAAUAACAAUGAAUUGAAUCAAUUUAUCCUUUGGGCGCUUCCCAUCUCCAUAUCGUUGGCCACACUCUCUCUGGUCUCCAAUAUAUUGAAAGCGUUUUCCAGAUGCCUUAUUUUGCCGACAAAUGGUUUCACUCGAGUAGUGAACCUAUUCUACACCACACUAUACGUGAGUGCAGUGGUGUUCAUGUUCUGCAUAUCACUGGUGCCGCACGUGAGCGUAGACCCCACCCACUCAGUCAAGUUAUGGCCGGUCAUCCAUCGG
Oppiella nova is the source of this 1233-nucleotide messenger RNA. Lineage: Eukaryota; Metazoa; Arthropoda; Arachnida; Sarcoptiformes; Oppiidae. The record is from the annotation of a GenBank genome assembly.